This is a messenger RNA of Fusarium mangiferae, 1152 nucleotides long. RefSeq lists its product as uncharacterized. Bases 1 to 1152 code for a protein of 383 amino acids. The record is from RefSeq and is a predicted model, not a curated record. The transcript has 3 exons. NCBI's taxonomy places the organism in Eukaryota, Fungi, Ascomycota, Sordariomycetes, Hypocreales, Nectriaceae.
AUGGCAUCUGUCGACAUCAAGAACGACUACAGCAUGGAGGCAGGAUUGUUGAGCACUGACCGAGAAGAGAGGACCAUGUCGUCAAAGGAAGCACUCCUCCAGGAUUCGGAAUCUGCCCAGACCAUCCCACGGACAAAGACCAAAAGGAUAUCCCCAGCUGGCAAGGCCUUGAUUGCUCUGGCCGCUUGCUGUCUUCUGGGUGUCGGUGUAGCAUCCAUUGGAGGCGCUACCCGACUCUGCCCUGGACAUCUCCGCCAUGGUGAUGUUGGAAAGCAUGGUAUGAACGCUCAUCGACCAAAUCUUUCCGAUUCCAUGGCCCAGAUGGUUCGACGACAAAAUACACCAGCACCUACCGAUACAGAGCAGGGCACUGAUCCUACAGAUGCCGCUUCUGAUGGCGCUUCCAAUGCUCCCUCGGGCGGCUCUUCAGGCGGAGCCUCUGGUGGUGCUUCAAACACCGUACAGCAACCCACUGCUACGGCUGAUGAGCCCACGAACGAGGCUAGCGAGACUGCUGUUCAGCCUUCCGCUACCGGCGGAGAGCCGACCGACCAGGCCAGCGCCACAGAUGAGGCCUCAAACACCCAGGCUCAGCCGUCAGUUACUCAGCCAUCUGCCACCAGCCGACCCUCUGCCACCGCCCAACCUACCGAGGACUCAGCUACUGAAGCAUCUCCUUCUGCCACGGAAUCUCAAGAUGAGUCUACUCAGCCUGCAUCCACAGCCGCCUCUACACAGCGAACCACCCGCAGGACCACGGAGAACCGACCCUCGUCCACUGAGGACUCUUCCCCUGAAUCGACCACCGAUGAUUCCGAGGCCACUGCCACUGAUCAGGAAACCGCAACUCAGACAGACGAGGCUUCACGAACCUCAGACGAUGCCGAAAGCGCGACUGAGACUAAGUCUGAACGAAGCACUGUGACUGGAACAGGUACCAGACGAACUUCGAGUGCUGUGCCCAAGACCUUCACUUCUACGCUUGAGGAUGGUGGCAUUACAACCCUGACUUCGACUUCUUGGGUUGAGGUUGUCCCCUCCGCCGAAGCUACCGCUGGCAGCCCUGACCUUCAGAACGCCGCUCCUCGAUCCGUCGGUUCAGUUCUUGGCGCAGUUGUGGGUAUGGUCUUCGGUGGUUUCAUUCUCCUGUAA